AUGGCAGAUCAACAAGUCAAUUUAAAUACACUCAGUUUAGAACAAUUGGAAAUGGUCAGAGAACAAGUUGAAAAUGAAAUACAAACAUUAUCAGACUCUGCAGCACAAUUAAAGCAUGCAGCCAACAAAUAUAUAGAAGCAAAAGAAGCAAUUGCAGGAUUAAAAGGUGCAGAGGGUAAAGAAAUUCUAGUUCCAUUGACAUCGUCGCUAUACUUGCCAGGAAAGGUACUCAAUAUUUUGUUGAAAUGGUAUGUAUUAUAUACAAUCUAUAAUAACAACAACAAUAAUAAUAAUAAUAACAAUAACAAUGAACUAAUUAUGAUUAUUAUCCAAAAAUGCAAGGGAUUGGAUCAAGGACAAGGAUUUACAAAUAGAAAAGUACAAAUCAUUUCAGAACAAUUAGGAAAAUUACAACAAGCUAUCAAUGUAAAGAGAUCUCAUAUGGAUCAAGUUAUGCAAGUAGCACAACAAAAGAUCACUUUAAUGAGACAACAAGAAAAGAAAUAA
Molecule: messenger RNA, 507 nt
Organism: Cavenderia fasciculata
Lineage: Eukaryota; Evosea; Eumycetozoa; Acytosteliales; Cavenderiaceae
Gene: pfdn5
Product: prefoldin subunit 5
Exons: 3
Coding region: 1-507 (168 amino acids)
Biological process (GO): protein folding; regulation of DNA-templated transcription
Cellular component (GO): cytoplasm; prefoldin complex
Source: RefSeq, a predicted model, not a curated record